CUCACAAGAAUGGAGGCGAUCGGCGGGUAAACGUUUCAUUACACGCUUUGAAAGGUGUACUCUCAUACUGCUUUGUGGAUGACAGAAAAGUAACCAUUACUGGACGGCAGUAAAGUGUCAUCACCUGUCGGGCAUAGCUCCUUCUGCAGGCUUUCAUGACACUCUUCAUACCUAAAUAAAACACUCACCCCCCACCCCCCAACACACACUCACGCCACAUCAUGGCUGAACAGCAGGAGGAUGCAGAAGGUGUCUAUGUUGAACACCAGUACAUGUGCAGCGAGUGCCAUGAGCUCUUCAACACCCUGGAGGAUGUGCUGGUCCAUCAGCAGAUCCACACAGGCCAAGAGGGAGAAGGAGAGGUGGAGGCCAUGACCAUCCAAGGUGUCUCAGAGAUGGGGCAGAGCCAACAGUACCAGUGUCUGGAGUGUGGCGCCCUCCUGGUGAACUCAGAGGAGCUGCUGCAGCACCAGGAGAUGCACAUGAGGGAGGCUGGGAUGGAGGUGGAGCAGCAGCAAGAGUUAUGUGAGGUUCUGGAGACUGAGGAAGCUGGGCAGGAUUCUGAGGUGACGGGGCCGGUCCAAUACCAGUGUCUGGACUGUCUGGCUCUGUUUGACUCACCGGAGGCCUGGCUGGACCACCGGCGGACCCACAGCAGGAGCAGCACACACAGUACACGAGACCACACUGAGACCACGGAGUAUGUGCUACAGCCGGAUGGUACCAUCACUCCACUGAACAAUGUACAGAACUACGUACUGAGUGAGCAGCAGGCUGGGGAGAUCCUGGCACAGGUACUCGCGCAGCAACAGCAACAGAAGAAACGUCAGGCAGCCUCUAAAUCUCCUUCAUCCACUCGCUUGUCCCUGCUUCCCCCGGUGACGGCGACCCCAGGCUCGGCCACCAUGCACUUACAGAUCCUCACGGCCCAAGCCCUGGCUGACAGCUCCACCACCACCCCCCACCGCCGUUCUAAGCUGCCCCCUCUGUUGCCCGCAGUGGCCAGAGGGUCUCCGGGAAAGCUGGGGGUCCUGGAAAAUGGUGUUCAGAGACUGGAGAUAAGGUUGGCUCCCGGUGUCCAGGAUGGUAUCCAUCAGCAGCAGCAGCAGCAGCAGCCGCCGACUGAGAUGGUGGUCAUUCACCCAUAUGAGUGCUCCGAAUGCUCCCUACUUCCAGACCCAGAGGACUUUCUCCAGCACCAGGGAGAGCACUUCCUGGGCCAGGACAAAGAGAGCGGAGAGGCAGGAGUUAUGAGUGGCUUUGAGGAGGUGCGAGGGAGGGAGGAACCCUCUGAGAAGAUGGAGGACUUAAGGCUCAGAGUAGCAGAGAAGAAAGCAACGGUGUGGGCCAAACCCCAACAGUGUGAGCUCUGCAACCGCACCUUCACUUCCGUCAACAGGCUGGCCGCUCACAAGCGAGUGCACGAGCAGGGCACGCAUGAGUGCCCUGAAUGUGGGAAGAUCUUCAAAAAGUACACCUCACUGCAGACCCACAUGCGCACUCACUCGGGCGUGGCCAGAUACUUGUGUGUGGACUGUGGUCACGGCUUCACCACUGAGAUGACGCUCAUAAUGCACAGGAAGUCCCACACUGCAGACCCACUUCACCACUGUCAUUUCUGCAACAAAACCUUCACCAACAUGACAAAGUACCUCUACCACAGACGAACUCACCUCAACUAUGAUUCAUCUGUCACCCCAGCCCCCGUCUCUAUGGUCUCACCUUUGAAAAGAGCAUCUGUCUCUGCUCUUGCCAUCCUACAGAGAGCUCGGGAGAAGAGGAGCUCUCAUGUGAUAGAAGAAAACAUUAACCUGCUGGCCCCUCUCACAGAGGAAGAGAUGGAGAAACUGAAUGAAGAUCCAAAGCCGAGUUCCCAGGGCAAAGCCAACGAAAAGGGAGUGGAGAAGCAGGGAAAUACCAACAACCAGAAGAUGUCUUCCCCAUCUGCAGCAGUGCCUGACACUCAGACACCAGAGGAUGCCACAGAGACAGGAUCAUCUGUAAACCCUGCUCCACCAGACGACCCUGUAGCCCCCGUCACGUCUGGGUUCUCUGACUCAGCAGAAGCUGCUCCAGCUGCGUCAUCGUCAGACAAAGGACCUGUUUCUUGUCGCUCCUGCUCUAAGACCUUUCCGUCACAGCUGCAGCUCGUCCACCAUCGGCGGAAGGCCCAUGUCACUGAGCGGAGUUUUGUUUGUGGCAUCUGUGGCAAGUCUUUUAAAAAGCAGAUCCAUGUGCGCAACCACAUCCGAACACACACUGGUGAGCGGCCAUUUCAGUGUUCUGACUGUGGUAAAACCUUCUCAUCAUUGGCCAACCUGAUGCGUCAUAACCUCAUCCACUCUGGCGUUCGGCCGUACCGCUGCGAGGUCUGCCACCGCUCCUUCUCCCAGUCCUCCAACCUCCGCCAGCACAGCCUGCUGCACUCCAGCGCAGCCACGCUGAGCUGCCCGGACUGCCCUGCCACCUUCCGGUGGCCCACCAAGCUAGCAGUCCAUCGCUACACCCAACACCCGGGGUCUCCAGCCCCCUUCCCCUGCCUCCACUGUGAGGCCGGCUUCCUAACAAGGAGACAACGAGACAGCCAUUGCCUCGAACAGCACCCGACCCAGGUUGGGACCGAGGUGGGAAAACAGACACCGAAUCCAGCAGACCAAGAGCUCCCAUCACAGCCUUCCACAUCCACCACAGUAGAGGCAGAGUUCGGAGACUCCGUUGGUCUUCGGGGGGGCCUUGAAUGCAACAUUUGUGGGAAAAAGCUCAAUUCUCCUGCGAAUCUGCGACUUCACAGACUGAGCCACUUCGCCUUGGGGCCUGGUCGGCCACGAUGCCCCUCAGGGAAGCGACCCAAAGCCCACCAGUGUCCUGUCUGUGGCAAACUGUUUGUGUCUUCGUCUGGAGUUGCGCUCCAUCAGCGGGUCCACACCGGUGAGCGGCCAUUUCCCUGUCAAGUGUGUGGCAAACGCUUCCGUCAGAACACACACCUGCGAGAGCACCUGCGCACACACUCUGGUGAACGGCCAUUUCGCUGUGAGGUGUGCGGAAAGGGUUUCAUCCAGAGCAUGCACCUGGCUGAACACCGUCGAACACACACGGGCGAACGGCCGCAUGUGUGUCCGCAGUGUGGCAAAGCCUUCAAGACCUUCUCCAACCUGAGGAACCACAAGAAGACUCACGCCAGGCAGCAGAGGCUGGACGAGGAGGCCGCCACUCAGGCUGCGAUGGAGACCAGCUCUGCUGUGGCCGUGGUGGACUCUUCAGCUGUGGAACUCGCUAACGGGCAACCUCAGCUCAUCCAGAUCCAGGCCUCGGAUCUUCAGCAGACACAAGGCACCCCUACCAUCAUGUGUAAUGAGUUUGGGGAGACCAUAGCCAUCAUUGAGACCAGUGAGGGAGGGGCACUGCCUCUGGAGCAGGCCUUGGAGAUCUAUCACACAGCUUUGGAGAACGGCCUCGCUGUGGAUACUGUCUCUGUGGAUCGGCUGCAGCUUCUUUGAGGACGAGCGUCACAUUAAAAUACCGUUAAUUCUUGAGCACUGUCACUGAAGUAAUGUCUAAUACUGAUCCAAACAAAGAGUGACUGACUACUGUGAGGUGUUCAGGUCAAGAGGAAUGACUGAAUUGAGCCUCUUGUAUACUGGACAUGGAUACUAGAUCAUGAGAAAAUGCAUAUUAUGCUGAGCAAAGAGACCAAAGUAUGUCAACAUCUCUUGUUUACAAAAGCGCAAAAAGAACCUGUUCAGAGCUGGAGAUGAACGAUGCUUGUGAAAUUAGAGCUGUGGCUUUCAUCAUUAAUAAGGACCAUUGAUUGUGCCUCAGAUGACAUUUGUAUUAUUAAUUUCACCAUUUAUAUGAAAUAGAUGUGAUUUUCCUUCUGUUGAAAUGUCAGGUUGUGCCAUUGGAGCAAUUUAUUCUGUUGUAAAUAGAUGAAAUCAAUAAAUGUUUUUUUUUUUUUCCAAAUACCA
Messenger RNA from Sphaeramia orbicularis (orbiculate cardinalfish), 3965 nucleotides. It is a transcript of the gene znf526, whose product is annotated as zinc finger protein 526. Gene Ontology annotation, cellular component: nucleus. The record is from RefSeq and is a predicted model, not a curated record. Gene Ontology annotation, molecular function: RNA polymerase II cis-regulatory region sequence-specific DNA binding; DNA-binding transcription activator activity, RNA polymerase II-specific. Gene Ontology annotation, biological process: regulation of transcription by RNA polymerase II. Lineage: Eukaryota; Metazoa; Chordata; Actinopteri; Kurtiformes; Apogonidae.